AUGGCCGACCCUGUAAUUGGUGCUACAGUUCAAGUUUUGCUUGAGAAGCUACUUUCUCUAGCUAUUGAAGAGGUCAGUAGCUCAAGGGACUGCAAGAAUGAUCUCAAAAUGCUAACACAAAAUAUAUCGAUAAUCCAAGCUUUCAUUGACGAUGCUGAAAGACGGCAACUUGAGGAUCAGACUGUGGAAGAAUGGCUCAAGCGUCUUGAGAAAGUUGCUGAAGAUGCUGAAUAUGUGUUUGACGAAUUCAGAUAUGAAUCUCGUCGAAGACAAGUGAAGAUCCGUAACAACCAAAUGAGAAAGCCUGACAACAAAAUCAUAGAGGCUGCAACUUUGUUCUGGGAUAGCGACCGGUCAGUGUUUCGCUUCGGGGACCUUGACAUGACCCCUGUACUUGAAGAAAUAGGGGGUCUAGCUGGUAUUCCUUGA
This is a messenger RNA of Nicotiana attenuata, 429 nucleotides long. RefSeq names its product putative disease resistance protein RGA1. Bases 1 to 429 code for a protein of 142 amino acids. Lineage: Eukaryota; Viridiplantae; Streptophyta; Magnoliopsida; Solanales; Solanaceae. The transcript has 2 exons. The record is from RefSeq and is a predicted model, not a curated record.